Messenger RNA from Chaetomium fimeti, 2221 nucleotides. RefSeq lists its product as uncharacterized. Lineage: Eukaryota; Fungi; Ascomycota; Sordariomycetes; Sordariales; Chaetomiaceae. The record is from RefSeq and is a predicted model, not a curated record. Bases 157 to 2040 code for a protein of 627 amino acids. The transcript has 6 exons.
GCGGACGGCGUUGAACCUGCCUAACUUUGCACCGAGUCAGAAUCACCAGCACGCCCGAAACCCACUUUUCAUUAACCCAAACUUGGGACUCGCAUCAGCAAGCACCGCUCUCUUCUUCCUCGUACCUUAUCAUUUCAUUCCCUGCGAACACAAAAGAUGCCUGUUGUCGGUUCGGUUCUCCAAAGCCAAUUUGCCAAUCAACAUGAUCAAAAGACUGCCGAUGGUCCUCAGGACGCUUGCCUGGGCAUCGAUAUAGGGAGCCACCGGAGCCGCGUCUGUCUCUGGAAAUUGGGCACCACGAAACCAAUCGUUGUCGAGAACAAAGCCUACCACGGUCUCACGGGCCCUUACACGCCCUGUGACUUUCCAUCGGCCCUCUACAUCUUCGAUGACGUCUCCCAGGACGUUUACUUCCUCGAGGACGAAGACCUAGGCCGGCAAUGCGUGUCGGCAAAGUAUGCUUUUUACCCUCUCGCGAACGCCUCCGACACACUGCUGGAGCAAUAUCCUUCGGUCCACCACCUUACCAGCAGAAAGGAUGACCCAAUGUUCCGUGCCCAGCUCCGCAGGGGUCUGAUCGCAUUGCUCUCCGGGCUCCGUGACGCCGCCAGCGCCGUGUGCUACGAACAGGGUCUCCGCAUUGUCAGGAUCGGCCUUACGAUCCCGGUACAGUGGGGGCUCGAAUUUGAGGAUUUGUACCGUGGUCUUGUCAUGGAGGUGUUUCGGAUGCGUGACCUAGAUCAGAUCCACUUCUUCACCGAGACAGAGGCGCUAUCGAGAUACCUAUACAAACACCACGCACACGAGCUUGAUCCACGCGACCGCCACGAUGCCAUUCUCUUUCUUGACUUUGGGGGCCACAACAUGAACGGCUGUCUCUUUGGCGUUGCCCGGGACCAUGACCGUCCGGAUGGGAAUAGCUUUUUCCGAGUUGGGAGCCCUUUUGGCGCCGGUGGGGGAUCCGAGCAGUGGGAAUACCACAUCGUCCAAUGGUUUUCCGACCGCUUCUCUCAAGACACAAAGGUCCCCGUACCUCCGAAUGAGCUCGAGGAUUUCCUCACCAGAUUCCGGAGCCAAAAGAACAAGAGGGCGGCCUCGCGCAGGCCGAUCACCACCAAUUUCCCCAUGCCCAACAGCAUUGAUACCUGGCGAGCGACCCUAACCGUGGAGGAGAUAGAGCACGCCUGGAAGAGAGGCCUCCGUGGGCCGCUCCGUACUGCUGAACGGGAAAUAUCGCGCCUCGUCGAGAGGACGAAGCUGGGCGUGGUAUCCCAGCCUCUCGUCGUCGUUUCGGGCGGCACAGCCCGCAACCCGGCAGUGAAAUCACGCAUAACGUCCUUAUGUGAUGCAAAGGGCGUAUCCGUGGUUUUCACCGACGAGUUUAAUGUGCGGAUAGCAUACGAUUCCGCCAAGGUCGCAAUGGCCGCAGCCUACGUGGUUAGCGAAACCCUCACAGUCGAGGAAUUCUUCCAACGAGGGGCUGCCAUCGGUUUGCAGAUGCGCCAGGCCCGGGAGCAGGGCAAACCAAAGACAGAACCCAGGGAGUGGGAUGACUGGGGAAGGGUGCUGUUGGAUCUGGACGGCCAUCACACGGUCAAGUUCUCCGCGAGACGCACCGACGAGUUCCGCCUCAUCUGCGACCCCUUCUUCUCAAGACUACCCCGCAACCAACGAGAACGGCUGCGGGUCCCGGUGAGCAGGACCUACGACCUUGUCUACCUUGGCAGGCUGAAACAAGGGUCCUGGACCUUCCGACCCUCGCUGCGCGGGUCCGGCGACGACAUGCUGCUCGAGAUCGAGCAGUUGUACAGGAGGAAGGACAAUGCCCGGCUCCGUUUCCGAACCGACAAGACCCUGAAGCUGCCCCUCUACUUUGACAGGAACAGCAGCUGCAUCCACGUCGGCGCCCGGAACUGCGACAUCUCCGAGCUCGGGCUCGAUCUCCCGCCGCAGCCUACGGACGAAGAGGGGGAGACGUCGUCAGAUGACGACGACGAUAGCGAGCUGGAAUCGGAUAUGGACUCGGACUUUCACAUGUAAUCAAUCCUUCAUAAUUGGAGUCUAGGGCAGAUGUACAUACAUCUAGAAAAGGAAACAGAGUCGCCGUUGCAUAAUCUAUCAUUAGAUAGAUUCAAUACGGUUGAGACCUUUAUAAUCUCGGUCUGAGGCUCGAACAUAAAGGUGGUGGGUUACGGAAGUGCAUGAACAUACAGGAAUGCUG